Molecule: messenger RNA, 1730 nt
Organism: Diachasma alloeum
Lineage: Eukaryota; Metazoa; Arthropoda; Insecta; Hymenoptera; Braconidae
Product: nudC domain-containing protein 1
Exons: 3
Coding region: 70-1689 (539 amino acids)
Source: RefSeq, a predicted model, not a curated record
CCGGUGGCGAUUCGAAAAGUUGACAAGUGUAUAUGUGGGGUUAACCUGUGAGUCCUAUCGCUUUUCGAAAUGCCGAAAAUAGUUGACCUACGACCGAAGAAAGAACUGCUGAACGUAAAAUUUGAGAAGUACCAGUUCUCGACACAAAUUGUUCCGGUCACUGAGGAGAUUAAGCUAUCGAAAAAGGUGACCCACCUGGAGCCAUCACCGGGUCAGGAUUCCCUGCUGGAGGCUCGUCUCUUCGCCUUCCACAACCACCUCUUCCAGAGCCCCUACGACGACUCCUGCUGGUUCUUCGACGAAGACGAAAAUUUAUGGUGCCUGGAGUCCCCCAACACCCUUCACCAUGUUCACUCUCUCCCCAAAUCCCCGACCAAAUCCUACAACUCCACGAUUGCAUUUGCCUCCCAGUGGUUCAUUGCCCUGUCCAACGGCGGAGGUGCCCUCCACAUUCUCAUGAAAAACCAGGACCAACAGAAGGUGAUUCCAAUCGAAGCUGACUCUGGAGUUUUGCUGGCUGCAAGGCACGUCCUGAACGACAAUGCCCUCGUCCUAGUGAUGGUCUCCACAAUCGAGGAGAACAGCAAGAAGAGAUCGAAGAUAAUUCUGCUGAAUUACUCAGUGAAGAGUCAAGAGAACUUUUCAGAGAAUUCCAUUGAACUCUCCAGAAGGCAGGAGUUGAUGGUGAAUGGAGCUGUUGAUUACGUUCACAUAGAAUCCUCUGGAGAUUUUAUCGACGUCCUCAGUGGAGAUUCUGUCAAGUUCACAGUUGACUCGAUGACGCCGAUAGAUGAUGCAUCCUCGUCAGACAAGUCGGAGCUGAAAAUACCGAAGUACUAUUGGUCCCAGGACGCGGAUUCCCUGACUGUUUGGCUGAAGAUUCCUGAGAGGCAUAAGGAUGCCAGGGCCGAUGUCAAGGUGACAGCAACGUCACUCGCUGUUACUGUUGAGGACUCGGUUCUGAUGCAGGGAGAGUGCCAGUUCAGGAUUGACGAGGGAACUGCCACUUGGAGCAGGGACAAGGACACCUUUAGGAUGGAGGUUACGAAGCAGGAGGGGGGCCAGAUGUGGAGUGAACUGAUCAGGGGGGACACUGGUGGGGAACAUCUGCCGAAUGAAGGAUUGGCUGCUGAGAUACAUUCGAGACUGUCGCACCUCUGCACAGAUCAGCCAGAAGGCGCGACUGCCCAGCCAGCGAUAGGCUUCAAUGCCGAGCAGUUGGAAGAGUGCGACCUCGAAGGUGACCAAAGCUACCUCCAGAGGAUCGACCUCCAAGAGCACCUCACAACCCACCUAGCCAUUCUCGGCACCAACAAUCGGCUUCUCUUCACCCAGACCCAUCGUCUCUGCAUACGCCAGGACCACGACGGCUGCGUUUGGAGUCUGCUGGAGGCCCCCAACGACUGGAAUGUCCAGCACGAGAGCACCUUCCCUGGAUUUGGAUACGUGGAGGCCAGCAAAAGCAACAAAAAAUUCUGCAUAUCCCCGCAGAACGGCGACUACGUGGCCAUCGUGGAGCACAACAGGCACGCCUUCAUCUACGAAAAGCCAGGUCUCGAUGCCAAAGUGGCGAAACAAAAAAUCGUGGACCUGGGGGCAGAAGCUCUCCCCAUCAUGGGAGCAGUCGCCACUGACGACCACCUGAUCCUUCUGACUCAGGACAAAUUGUAUAAACUCAAAGUGAAUUGAUAAAACGAUCUUUAUUAUGUAAAUAUAAGUGCUUGGAUUUA